Paraglomus occultum is the source of this 786-nucleotide messenger RNA. The record is from the annotation of a GenBank genome assembly. Lineage: Eukaryota; Fungi; Glomeromycota; Glomeromycetes; Paraglomerales; Paraglomeraceae.
AUGACCCAGUCUCCAGCAAAGCGCUCCUGCGCAACUAGUAUUUUCCACACGGAUACCUAUGACCCUUCGUUGUCAUUUUCAUCCUACUUUGUUUCUUCAAAAACGCUUUUUGUCGUCCGUUUAGUGAUGGCAAUAUAUUGCACGGUUGUAUUCAUUGCGACUAUAGUACAGUAUAUAGUAAAUCAGAAUGAUAAAGUAUUAGUAUAUUUUACUAAUUUAAGUUAUCUUGGAUUGACUGUUUAUUUUUUGCUGUCCGUGUAUCUUGGUGCAAAAACCUCUAUGCGUCCAACAUUCUUGCAUUACGUUCAUUUCGUACUAUACCAUACGGUAAUACACUUUCACAUUAUAGUUCCUCUAGUCUACUGGUUCUUCCUCGAUGAUCUUACAUCCGAGACGCCUGCAAUCACUUGGUGGAGAACGGUGUCAAUGCAUGCCGGAGAUGGAAUAUUUAUGCUUGUAGAACUGUGGUUGAAUAAGCAGAUCUUGUAUUGGAGUUACUUGUUAAUAACUAUGUUAUUUUUACUGUUGUUCAUGUUUGAGAGUUGGGUCGUCCAUGCUGUUGAUCACUUCUGGGUAUACAAUUUCCUCUCAUGGGAUAGUGGUGCAGCAAAAGCAGCGACUUGGUAUUUGGGUCUGUUUGUAUUCUUCAUUAUUGCGUACGCAUUCCAGAUGGGUAUGAUCUAUUUACGCAAUUAUAUCGGUGUGAGGUUCGAAAAGUCCAGGAAAAAGUUGGUGGCAGCCGAUAAUAUCCCGAUGGAUAAGAUGGCACCGGAUAAUGCCGUCUAG